Molecule: messenger RNA, 638 nt
Organism: Guillardia theta CCMP2712
Lineage: Eukaryota; Cryptophyceae; Pyrenomonadales; Geminigeraceae
Exons: 3
Coding region: 22-486 (154 amino acids)
Source: RefSeq, a predicted model, not a curated record
AGACCAAAUUUCGGUCGAACAAUGCAGGAAGCAAUGCUCAAGGCGGUGGUCGGAGUCGGAAGUUUCAUGGCACUGGCCAUGGCGCACAGGAGGGAGGCUGCGGCAAAGACUGUCGGCAACGAUCUCUCGUCAGUGUCCUACGAGGUGGAAGCGAAGCAUAUUGAAUUCUUGAACGCCAUGAUCAAGAAGUUCAGCAUCAAGGAUCUGGACAAAGCGGUGAGGAUUGCUGUGCAGUUCGCCAUAUCAGACGGCAAUGCCGAUGCACUCUUCGUCAAGAAACGAUGCAACACGUGCGGCGGCAAGAAGAACAAGAACAAGGUCACGGUGAAGCUCUACAAGCACCAGGUUGAGUUUCUGGAACAAACUCAGAAGAAGUUCAACAUCAAGUCAGUGGAUAAAACUCUCCGCUGCAUCCUGGAGUACGCGGAGACCGACGGGGACAAGGACUUCAUCUUCAACAAGACCCGCUGCAAGAUGUGCGGGUGAUCUCAGGACCCCCGCCGGUCAUGCCGGGCUGAGGAAGUUGCGGAUGUCCUUGCAGCCUAUGGAGGAGGAGGACGCCCUUGCGAUCUUGCGCCUCUUGUGUAGAGAGUUGGUCUCUGACUGGUGGCAGCGAGUGCACAGCGUGCGGAACCCCG